Molecule: messenger RNA, 1251 nt
Organism: Nanorana parkeri
Lineage: Eukaryota; Metazoa; Chordata; Amphibia; Anura; Dicroglossidae
Gene: EXO5
Product: exonuclease 5
Exons: 6
Coding region: 1-1248 (415 amino acids)
Biological process (GO): interstrand cross-link repair
Cellular component (GO): nucleus
Molecular function (GO): single-stranded DNA 5'-3' DNA exonuclease activity
Source: RefSeq, a predicted model, not a curated record
AUGCAGGGCGGCGGGGAAGCGCAUGGAGCAGGCUCGGCAGACGGAGAGCUGAGAAAGGCAACAGGGAGCGAUGACUGCGAGUCGGGGGAGAAGAAAGAAGGAGACGACUUCUCAGACAUCAGCGACUCCGAGCUCCUCAGCUUACAGGAAGCUGCGGAGAGCUGUGAUGCAUAUAUAGAAGGAGAGGGUUUGGAAAUGGUAGAUGGAGUUACAAGCCCUGGAAAAAUUGAUGCGACUACAUCACCUGAAGGUCAGCUCCACAAUAGUGCAGGAUUAAGCUGCAGUGAAAUGCCUGGUCCACCAGAGGUAACUCAGAGGAAAAGGAAACAAGAAUCACUGAAUCCACUUCAAAAAUAUCAUAUGAGGUAUUUGGCUGUGACCGACCUUUGCUCCCAGAUGUGGUGUGAACAACAAAUGGUAUACAAAAUUGAGCAGCCAGCAGAUCUCCUACCAGAAAAGACUGCUGCAAUGAAUGAAGGAUCUAGUAUACAUCUGGCCAGAGAGUUGGAGGUACAUGAUGUUGUAUCGGUGACCACACGGAACCGUGAAGACUCCUGGGCGAUAAAAUGUCUCAAUAUUUUAGCUAUGAUUCCAGUUUUGCAGUCCGGUGGUCGCAUUCGUGAAUUUCCUGUGUUUGGAGAACUGGAUGGUAUUUUCAUGGUGGGAGUAAUUGAUGAAUUAGCUUAUUCCUCCAGUGGUGAGCUGGAGCUGCGAGAGCUAAAAACACGAGCAACCCCAACACUGCCUCGACUGGCUCAGAAAAGAACUCACGAGCUCCAGGUUUGUGUAUACAAACUGCUGUUCGAUGGCAUGGUGAGUGGUGUUCUACAAUCAGAAUGUUUAAUCCAGAUCUUGAACCUGAGACCAGAACAAGAACUGGGACCUGAAGUAAAGGAGCACGCAAUUCAGUCUGGGCUUACUGUGUCUACAUUGAAAGAUAUCAUAGAGCUGACCUUCCUGAACCUGACUUUCUCAGAGCUUCCCAGGAUUGACAGCUUGAAGCUGGAAUAUUGCUAUCAGGGGGAUGGAGCCUUCUUAGGAUGUGACAUCGUGAACUUCAAAGAGAAGAGCGUCAUGGAACAAGUGACAUUUUAUUUAUCCUUCUGGAAAGGACAGAGAGAGAUCCAGGGUGUUGAUAUCGAAGACACUUGGAAGUGCAGAAUGUGUAACUAUUCCAAUAUAUGUGAAUGGAGGACACAGAGAACUAACACUGCACCUUACAGGACCAUGGCAAAGAGAUUGAAAUAAAAA